AUGACUGGUGAACAAGGUGAAGGCGGCGGAAAUAUUCACAGAGAUAAUGAUCAUAUAUCAUCAGGAACACCACAUAUAGCGAAGCAGAAUUUACAACAGCAGGAGAAUGAACCGACACUGGAUUCUUGUUGUUCUAUUGCAACCCCCAUGCAUAGAAGGAUGCAAACUGUGGCAGUAGCAUGGCAUUGCUCGUCCUUUGUUAUAUUCACUUUAUUUAAUUUAUUCCUAUUAUCCUCACCCUUCUGUUGGUUGUUAAUAAUCCCUUAUUUGAUAUAUUUCUUUAAUGACAGGUCUCCAGCUAAUGGGAACGUUGUUAAUAGAUAUUCUCUCUGGUUCAGAUCGUUGUAUAUAUGGGAUUUAUAUUGUGAAUAUUUCCCUAUAUCAUUAAUUAAAUCUGCAGAUUUAAAACCAACGUUUACUUGGGAACCUCAAGAGGUCACUAAUGAAAGCGAAACUACGUCCCAAAUUGAGAAUAUCAAGAAUAACGGAUUGAAAAUUAGAAUUUGGCCUUCGAAUUAUCACAUUAACAUUAAAAGAAGAUUACAAAACAACGAUUCUCAGACUCCUAAAUUGGAACUUAAAGCAACUGGUCCACGUUAUAUAUUCGGUUAUCAUCCUCAUGGAAUAGGUGCCCUCGGUGCAUUUGGCGCAUUCGGUACCGAAGGUUGUCAUUGGACGAAGAAGUUUCCUGGGAUCCCAAUUUCUUUAAUGACUUUAGUUACUCAAUUUCAUAUCCCAUUAUAUAGGGAUUACCUCUUAGCUUUAGGGAUAACAUCUGUAUCAAGGAAAAAUGCCUUGAAAGUAUUACAAAACAAUCAAUCAAUAUGUAUUGUUGUAGGUGGAGCAAGAGAAUCUUUACUUACUGAACCAAAUAAAGUGGAAUUGAUCUUGAAUAAAAGAAAAGGGUUUAUUAAGUUGGCCUUAGAGACAGGAAAUGUUGGAUUAGUUCCAACAUUUGUCUUUGGUGAGAAUAAUACAUAUCAAAUUUUCAGAUCAAGAGAAAAUUCGUGGUUAAGAAACUUCCAAUUAUGGAUCAAGGCAAAUUUUGGGUUCACAAUUCCAAUUUUUUAUGCUAGAGGUCUAUUCAAUUAUGAUUUUGGUUUGUUACCUUUUAGAGCACCAUUGACUGUGAUUACAGGCAGACCAAUUUAUAUUAAAGAAAAAAUUAAUAAUCCACCGGAGGACAUUGUAAAUCAUUAUCAUGAACUCUAUAUCGAGGAAUUGAAAAGAAUCUACUGUGAAAAUAAAGAUCAAUACAAUAUGUCAGACGUUGAUUUUAAUAUCGUAGGUUAA
Molecule: messenger RNA, 1293 nt
Organism: Maudiozyma saulgeensis
Lineage: Eukaryota; Fungi; Ascomycota; Saccharomycetes; Saccharomycetales; Saccharomycetaceae
Source: the annotation of a GenBank genome assembly